AUGUCGUUCUCAGAGAAGCGGCCUUUCAUCUCUUACAAAAUGUUUGCUAUGAUAAAUAGGGUGCUGGAAUGGUUUCGGAGCCUUUUUUGGAAGGAAGAGAUGGAAUUGACGCUUGUAGGACUCCAGAAUUCUGGCAAAACAACGUUCGUCAACGUUAUAGCAAGCGGACAGUUCACUGAAGAUAUGAUUCCUACAGUUGGAUUCAACAUGCGGAAAAUUACUAAAGGCAAUGUGACCAUCAAGUUAUGGGAUAUCGGAGGUCAGCCGCGCUUCCGGUCUAUGUGGGAGCGAUAUUGUCGUGGAGUCAACGCCAUUGUUUUCAUGGUCGACGCUGCUGACGAAGACAAAUUAGAGGCAUCCCGUAACGAGUUGAUGCAACUUUUGGACAAGGCCCAAUUGGAUGCCAUUCCUGUUCUUGUGCUAGGGAAUAAGAAGGAUUUGCCGGGCGCAUUGGAUGAACGGCAGCUUAUUGAGCGCAUGAAUCUGUCUGCCAUACAAAAUCGCGAAAUCUGCUGUUAUUCAAUUUCUUGUAAGGAAAAGGAGAAUAUAGAUAUUACGCUUCAGUGGCUGAUUCAGCACUCGAAAAGUCAACGCUAGUGUGUUUGUCUGGUCCUGAGCAAAGCACUUCUGUUCGUAUGUACAUUGCGUAGUAUUUCACUAUCCCGAGAUCAGUUACCACAUCACAUGUUUUAUGCCAUGUUCCUACUCCGCAAGUUGCCGUAUACACCUUAAUGUUCUCAAUGAAUUUGACCCAACCUGGCGCUCAUUGCCGGGGUGCGAGAUGUUGGGGAAUGGCUAAGCCAGUCAGUUUUUCCUUAAGUAAAUUGUCUUCGAAGCAAGUUUCUUUUAUUUACUUGGGUGUAUUUCUUGAGUCACGGCUUUGAAUUUCCCAACAGCUUGAAAAAUAUUGUCAUUGUGACUGAGCAGCACUCUCAAACGACUGUCCUGCUGCAACUCCCGAAAUCGCGUCAAUAGGGAGCAGUCUUUGCGCUAGCUCGCCGUCAACUCAAGCACACAUGCUUGACCGAGUUUUAUAAAAUUUUGAAACACAACUUUCAAUGGUUGUCGUCUUUGCAAUUAGGUUGCUUCUGAAAUGCUGGUGCGUAUUUUCAGCGUGAUAAAUUAUAGGACCCGUGCACUUUGCUAGCUUGUAGUCACUUGAAUAAUCUGGUCCAUGAGUUGUAUCAGCUGUCUCCUUUAUUUUUAUCUGUGCGCAUAUAGCAGUGUUCCUUGCUGCAUUGUUGAGAAUUUACUUAUUCUCAAUGGUCUUGUCCGUUAUUCAUAAAUUUAUUCAUAAUAAAGAUUUACAAACACAU
Molecule: messenger RNA, 1316 nt
Organism: Cylicocyclus nassatus
Lineage: Eukaryota; Metazoa; Nematoda; Chromadorea; Rhabditida; Strongylidae
Source: the annotation of a GenBank genome assembly